CCUUAAAGGUCCAGGUGAAAGCACCGCAAUCAUUUUAGGGCAGCACUAUGAGUCACGUUGGGAAGUCACUGUAGCUACCAAAAGUUGGAAUUUCACAGGCAGGUGAAAAGAUCAAAAUAAAAGAGCAACCUUUCAGAUGAUGGCAGAACAUGGAGCGCCAUGUGAUGGGCAGGACGCUGCCUAUUGUAUGAAUGGGGGCACGUGCUAUAAACUAGCCUCAAUGGAAGCGCUCUCCUGUGUGUGCAACGACUACUACAAAGGGAGCCGAUGCGAGCAGUUCCAACUCCUCAUCGGCACCUCUGACAAGGAGCAGGCCGGUUUAAUUGUUGCACUGGUCCUUGUUGCCCUCCUCAUCUUAGUGGUCUUCGCUGUUAUUGUCUACUUUACACAUAAGAUGCUGAAAGCCAAGCAACAGAGGAGUCAGAUAGAAUAUUGGAAAGUAAAACCAAGAGUAUGACAAGUUCACGUUGAUGCCCUCUUGUGACACUCACAUGGUGAGAUAUUUUUGAAUGGUGGAUAUUGUGGACACCACAUGAAGAGUAGAAGAGCUGACUUGACCAGUUUUUGUUGAUGCACGUGGAAAUAUGAGCUGGGAGUAGACAGUUUGGUAUAAUAGUGGCUUCUCUAAGGUCGAACACAGUCAGUUCCGAGACGCUCCAAUUUGUUUAGAUUUAGAUAAUAAUGUUCUCCCCUAACAAAUAAUGGAAAUAGAAUUCAUGUGUUCUAUGGUCAAACUUUCACCACCAUAAAACCUUUAUCAACUGUAAAGAAAAGGGUUUAACCCUAAUGUAAGUAGCUCACUGCUGUUAACGGUGCUCUCAACUUUAAGUUUGAUGACGAGUGAUAGGUGGUGAGUCUGUUCUCAUAAAGACUAAAUGCAGCUUUCUGAUGUACAUUCUGUUCCUUUAAUUGUAUUGUUGAAUUAGCUAUAUUGUACGUAGAAGCCAGACAGAGAUGCACAUACUGCUUGCUUUCCCACAUUUACGUACAUCAUUAUGUUGCCCCACUUUGCCAUCACACAAAAGAAUAAGCAAAACACGUGGAUUUGAUGCGCAGUGAAACUAAAAUCAGAAAGUUUUACAUGACCUCAUGUUGAUAGAAAGCUGGAUUUUAGAGUGACUUUGGGGGCAUAUUUUUCCUAAAAAUGUUGGUCGAAUUCUGCAGUGUAGCCAACUUUUGAGGUUUCACUGAACUACAAAUAAAUCACAUUUCAAUCUAUGGGCUUUGUCUGAAUGUAGUUACAAAGCUUUGUAGUACAUGUCAAAACAGUAAGUACAUUUUCAACCUGUUGCAUGUGUGACGCUGAAUAAAAAUAACUUUUGUGUCAAA
Molecule: messenger RNA, 1329 nt
Organism: Phyllopteryx taeniolatus (common seadragon)
Lineage: Eukaryota; Metazoa; Chordata; Actinopteri; Syngnathiformes; Syngnathidae
Product: pro-neuregulin-4, membrane-bound isoform-like
Exons: 5
Coding region: 137-457 (106 amino acids)
Biological process (GO): positive regulation of mitotic nuclear division; epidermal growth factor receptor signaling pathway; positive regulation of cell population proliferation
Source: RefSeq, a predicted model, not a curated record